AUAACACUACCGAUGACGACUAAUAAAGGCGCGGGUGCUCUCAAUUUCUUUGUCGCUUUUGGGUAGUGGAACAAUGCGUGUUUUUCUUUAGUUAAUUAUUGUCAUUUACAAGAUAGAAGUUAAGAAUCAUGUCCGGCUCAAACGUGUGGUUUACUAGUCGGGAAAGAAUGAGGCGUUUUCCAGAGCUGCUGGCAGUUUGUGCAGAGGAGGCUGCCGUUUAUGGAAAGUGUGUUGCCAGUGCCAGUUCAGGCAAGUAUGAAGUAAGAAAGGACAUGUGUGGCAUGGAGUUUCAAUCUCUGAAGAGAUGUUUUAUAGAUGCGGCCAAGAAAAUAAAAUAAACCUGGAAGCCCUUACCAGAGUUCCACUGGAUCUUUUAAAUUUAGUGGAAGACACAAGACAUCCGGUUACGGCCGUCUCUGCCAUGUUUAUGUCCACCUAAACGUAUGUGUGCAGGUAUAACUGGUGCAGUAUGACUAGAAAAGGCAGAUUCUAACUUACAGACAGACAUGGAGACAAAGGCAAAGAAAGAUCUGAUUUAAACAUCAAGAAAACUGGACAGGUGAAAUAUUCAGAGGUGACUUUAGAAAGAACAUGCUCGAUAUAUCAUACAUGCAAAAGACGUUUUAAAACAUUGAGAUGAUUCAGAAUGCAGCGAUCAACAUAUACAGAAUAUUUAUAUUAAAUCUAUUUUUAACAUGUG
Molecule: messenger RNA, 700 nt
Organism: Polypterus senegalus (gray bichir)
Lineage: Eukaryota; Metazoa; Chordata; Cladistia; Polypteriformes; Polypteridae
Gene: ndufaf8
Product: NADH:ubiquinone oxidoreductase complex assembly factor 8
Exons: 3
Coding region: 129-338 (69 amino acids)
Biological process (GO): mitochondrial respiratory chain complex I assembly
Cellular component (GO): mitochondrion
Source: RefSeq, a predicted model, not a curated record